AUGCUUAACUCACUAAAGAUGUUUCAUGUGUUAAAAUAUGCAGACAAUGUGACAAAUUUUGGUCUAGAUGACGGUGAUGCUGGACCGAAACUACUGGGUAAAAAGAUUCGUUCUGGACGAAUCUAUGCAUUGAAACGAGAUAAUUUAACACAUGAAGUCGAACUACGUGGAGAUCGAGAAAAAGAAAAAAAAGGUGAUUUGAUCAUUUUGGAACGUACAAAAUAUGUCAAUAAAAUUUUAAUGACACUGGUAGAUGGUCUGAAAAAAGAUGGUGUAUUGAUGACCGCAAAAAGAUGUUAUGACAAAUUGAAAGAUGAAGGCAUUUAUGAUAUCGCUAGAGAACGUGUGAGAUCCGUUUGGCGUUCUAUUGGUGAUUUCUGCGUGGCAGAAAAAUUAAGAAUCAAUGAUAACGAUGGAGAAGAUGACGAUGAAAAUGAAAAUGAAAAUAAAACAACACCCAAUGAAGAAGACACCAAAGAAGAUUGCCACGACGAUGAAAGUGAAGUUCAAAGUGGCUGCGACAAUGAACAAGCUAAACGAACGAAUCAAGCAACAUCAAUAUCAACCGAGUCGAGCACAAUACCUUCAUCAGCAAUGGUCAUUUCUUCUCGAUUAUCAACAAAUGAUACAAUGAAAAAAACUGAUAAAAGAUCAUUGAGCAACACACGUGAUAAAGAAAAUUUUCCAAAUUCAUCGAAAACAAAGCCGACAAGUGAACUUAAACGAUUAGAAGAUUAUCUCACCGCAAAUAAAGACAUGGAUGGCGGAGAAGAUCAAACAACAAGAGCAGCAUGA
This is a messenger RNA of Didymodactylos carnosus, 795 nucleotides long. The record is from the annotation of a GenBank genome assembly. NCBI's taxonomy places the organism in Eukaryota, Metazoa, Rotifera, Eurotatoria, Philodinida, Philodinidae.